Caenorhabditis sp. 36 PRJEB53466 is the source of this 2166-nucleotide messenger RNA. Lineage: Eukaryota; Metazoa; Nematoda; Chromadorea; Rhabditida; Rhabditidae. The record is from the annotation of a GenBank genome assembly.
AUGAGCCACUUUGCGCGCAGCAACGCCGUCCAUUAUGCAGCCGCGCCGCCGCCCCGCAAACAGGUGAGGGUUACUGUACUUUUGGCGACACAAAAAGGGUGUUGUGUUCACACAAGAUGCAGAUCGAACAUCACAAACACAAACGUGCAUCGCUUUUCGUCGGGAAGUUCGUACUGUGCUCACUUGAUCAAAGAACCUUGUCACUUUUUGUGUAUCUUAGUACCUUUUCGGUCAACUCGGCCGGUUUGAGUCUCCAAAAAAGCAGGCAAUGUAGAAAGGGAACCAAAUUCAGAAGCAUUCUUGCAGGUCUCCUCGCCUCUUCCGGACCAAUCGCGGCGGAUCUACGAGCGAGGCCACGCCCACUCCCGUUCCUGGAACCCCGGCGCCCAACCAUCUACGCCGCCCCCCAUCCUCAACCCGAAUCCCUACCGAUUCUACGAGCCGACAAUACUGCCCGCCGACGAGGAUCCGUAUCUAGUGCAGUCCCGCCGGUUGGACGUGCCGAUCAUCAACGAACCGCCGUCGCCGACUCCGAGGGACCAGGGCGAACGGCGGAGAAGCCACGUGGUGCAGCGGCAGGCGAAGAGCUUCGAAAACCCGGUGCACCAGCGGAUGGCCUUGGAUCACAGGGCGUUCACGCUGGCUUCGACGCAGGAAAGGAAGGAAGUGUCGGCGGCUUGUCAGUCUCUUUGGGCGGCCAAGGGACAUUUGGAGCAGUUGGAUGCUCUCGGCAUCUCCGAACCUUCCUCGGUCUCCACCUCGUUCGAAUCGAACACCGACAGCCAGGCGACUGCGGAUACGGUGGAACGGCAGGGCAAUCAGAUGGCCAAGGCCAAGAGAUCGGUCUUCAAGUGAGUACAACUUGGUAAUGAAGGGUUUAAGGGUAAAAUGAUCUGUUACAAAGUUGUAGAGCAUAAAAUUCUUCACAACUUCUCAGUUGUCAACUUUUUGAAACGCGCAUCGGUUCUCGAGUUAUAGACCCUCAAAUCCGUUCUAGAUCCCACCGAAUUCUGCCCGUCGCACCCGACGAAUACUCCAUCUUACAGCAGGUUUUUGCAUGGGAAUGCCGCAGAUCCCACUUUAAAAACUUGUACACAUAGACCCCCGAAACCAGCAGAAAACCCGAAAACGAUUACAGUAAGCCAGUCCACGUGGAUGGGUACGGUAGUCUGCCGCACAUCGUCAAACCCCAUUUGUUGGAGGUCAAAACUCAGAGCUCCGAGAGUCGCAAAAACUCGGCGCGGCAGUGGUCCCGGGAGAGAAAACGCAACAAUUUGUGCGUUGGGUAGUAUUGUAGAGCAACAACAAACGUUUUGUCAUGCCCUCCCAUCCCUGAACCCUCGACCGCCAACCCUUAACCCUCGAAAUCGGACCCCGAGCCCCCAAAAACAGUCGCUCACUUCAGAAACAUCCUCCUCCAGCGUCAAUUCCUAUCAACAGCGGCCGUGUCGAGUAUGGAGUCGAACAAUUCGACGGACGACAGCGAUCAGCGCUUCUCGAACAGUUUCGACAGUACCCGAAGUGAACUGGGUACGGUACCCCCACCCAUUUCAGCUCAAAACCGUCUUUGUUUGUUUCUUCAGAGAGGAGACGCUUGUCGCUGAUGAACCAGGCCGACGCGAACUCUUCGGAUGAGGCGUGCUCCAGUCAGCAACGCAUAAAUGCUAGGGAUUAUAGGUACAGUACCCCUUGGAUACUGUAGUUAACCUCUUUCGUUGCAGUGUCGACCAACGCAGUGACUCUCUGUUCCGUGAAUGGAGUCGUGUGGAUCCGGCGUACGGUCCCGUCGAUCGAAGGCUUCUCAGGGGUCACACUGUCGACCAUUCUGUCAUGAAGUGAGUUGGGCGUCGAUGCACCAUGUUUUUUUUCGGUGUUGAGCAGCAAAAACAGUGUGGGCAACACCAAAGUUCCGGAAUGAACAUUGGCCGAUGCACCAUCUCAGACACACGUUUAAUGACAUUUUCCCCGAGUCAUCACGCCACGCGUUUCAAGUUCAACAGCUUAUCGAUAUUGUCGUUAUCAUCAAAAAUGCCCUGAACCCGAAAAAAGACGCAAAUUUUCAGUCAACCACGUCACUUCCAACGCCAAUUCUCGCUCGCCACGUCGCCGAUCGCUCAAGCAGCGCCGCGCAGACAACAGACGAUGGUCUCGUAUCGAAAUGGAUAA